AUGGCUACAAGAACCUCUCUUACACUCUUCCUUGCUCUCAACCUCCUCUUUUUCACUUACACAUCUGCCACAUGUCAUAAGUGCAUCCCCAAGCCAACGACCCCCACGACCCCGACGACCCCAACGACCCCAACGACCCCGACGACCCCGACGACCCCGACGACCCCAACGACCCCGACGACCCCGACUACCCCUACGACCCCAACAACCCCGACUCCUCCAAGCACAGGUUCUUGUCCUAGAGAUGCCUUACAGAUCGGUGUUUGCGCCAAUGUGCUUAAGCUAGUGGACCUAACAUUGGGAAACCCACCCGUAAAGCCAUGUUGCUCGCUUAUCCAAGGCUUGGUCGACCUUGAGGCUGCGGCCUGUCUCUGUACCGCACUCAAGGCUAACAUUCUUGGCAUCAACCUCAACCUUCCCAUCAAUCUCAGCGUACUCCUCAAUGUUUGUAGUAGAAAAGCUCCCAAGAAUUUCCAAUGCGCAUAA
Messenger RNA from Thlaspi arvense, 486 nucleotides. The record is from the annotation of a GenBank genome assembly. NCBI's taxonomy places the organism in Eukaryota, Viridiplantae, Streptophyta, Magnoliopsida, Brassicales, Brassicaceae.